Messenger RNA from Bipolaris victoriae FI3, 954 nucleotides. RefSeq lists its product as hypothetical. The transcript is spliced from 2 exons. NCBI's taxonomy places the organism in Eukaryota, Fungi, Ascomycota, Dothideomycetes, Pleosporales, Pleosporaceae. The record is from RefSeq and is a predicted model, not a curated record. The coding region runs from base 1 to 954 and encodes 317 amino acids.
AUGGGUAACCAAUUGAGCCAGAUGUUCCCCCCAGCACCUACCUUCACUGAAGACUCGCUGCCCGACCUUAAAGACAAAGUAUUCAUCGUGACUGGCGCCUCCGCCGGCAUAGGCAAAGAACUAGCGCGCCUCCUUUACUCGCGCAAUGGUACCGUAUACGCUGCCGCGCGCUCAACGGAGAAAACAACAGCAGCGCUCGCGUGGAUCAAAGAACAGCAUCCAUCCUCCAAAGGCAAACUAACCCAUCUGCACCUUGACCUCAACGACCUCGAAGGCAUAAAACCCUCCGUUGAAAAUUUCCUUGCUCAAGAAUCCCGUCUAGACGUCCUCAUCAACAACGCAGGCGUCUUUAUGACCCCGCUAGGCCCAAAAACGAAACAGGGUUACGAAAUCCAGCUCGGGACUAAUUGCAUUGCCCCGUUUCUCUUUACAAAACUGCUUACCCCGCUGCUGGUUGCGACGGCAAAGAAAGAGCCGGCGGGGAGCGUGAGGGUGGCAUGGGUGUCGAGUUCGGCGGCAGAUGUAAGUGCGCCAAAGGGAGGGGUGGAUAUGCAGAAUUUGGGCUAUAACAAGAAUACCUCGACGACUGCCAAGUAUGCGGUUAGUAAAGGGGGGAACAUUUUGCACGCCCUCGAGUUUCGGAGAAGGUAUGGGGGUGAAGGUGUGGUCAGUAUUCCACUCAAUCCUGGGAAUCUCAAGACGGAUCUUGCCAAUCACAUACCUAUAUGGCAGAGGUUGAUUGUCAAGCUCAUAACGCAUCCGGUUAUAAACGGUGCGUAUACGGAACUUUUUGCGAGUUUGGCGCCUGAAGCUGCGAAGCUGAAGGAGAGCGAGUGGGUUGUGCCCUGGGGGCGCAUAAUGCCGUUGAGACAGGAUUUUUAUUCCGAGGAAGGGAAGGAAAAUGCAAAGGCGUUUUGGGAGUGGUGUGAGCAGCAGGUUGAGCGGUAUACUUGA